Molecule: messenger RNA, 5328 nt
Organism: Macrosiphum euphorbiae (potato aphid)
Lineage: Eukaryota; Metazoa; Arthropoda; Insecta; Hemiptera; Aphididae
Source: the annotation of a GenBank genome assembly
AUGUCGAGUUAUAAUGACUAUCAACAUUGGCCCCAAGAAUCCACAUCAAAUUCAGAAGAAGAAUUGUCAUCUCCUGAAAUUGAACAAGAUGAUAGUGAUGAUGAAACAGAGUCGUCUACAUCUAGUACUAGUACUUCAGCUACAAGUAGUAGUGGAAGCAGUCAGUCAGGUUCCGAUUCUGAAAGCACUAGUACUGCUGAUGAAGAUGAAACUAUAUCACUGAAAACAGAAACAGUGCUAGCUAAUAAAACUGAGCUUAGUUUGCCAGCUGGAAUGUGUGAAGAUGAAGAAGUUUUUAAACAAUUAUUUUCUGUUAAUUCUUGGGUAUGCCUUAGUGAUCAACAAAAGCAACAUUUAAAGAAUUUUCUCCCUACAUUUCCUGAAAAUGAUUUAAUGGAAAAAGAAAUUACUUUAAGAAUGCUAUUUGGUGGACAGUGUUUUCGUUUUGGUGUUAAUCCUAUUGAUGAUUUUCAUGAUAAAUUAAAAGAUGGACAUUUUCGACCUGAUAUUGUCAAAAUGAAAUCACUUUUACGACGAUCACUCAAGAGAGAGUAUAGAAAAAAUCAACGUAUAUAUAAUUUUAGUAUGUUAAAAAAAUUACUUUCCGGGCGUAAAAAGGUUAUUGAUGUUUUAAAUGGUUCUUCUACUACAUCCAUGACAAAUAAUGGAGGUAGUAAUAGUUUUACUAUGCAUCAACAAGUUAAAAGAAGAUAUUUCCGAGAGCUUUCUGAUAUUAAACAUUUAAUAGGGGAUGUCUCUGAAGAAAGUUCAGAUAGCAACUAUCAAGAAGGACCGCCUGCUCGUUUGGGUAAAAAACAACGACGUAAUUUAAGUAUUAUACAAAGUUCUCUUUCACCUGAGCUAGAAACUAUUACUUCUACCUUAGCAACUUUUCCUGAUAGAAUAGAUUUAUCUAAAGUUGCUUUGCCGACGAGUAAUCCAUUUGAGCCUUCUGAUGAUAUGUAUAAAGAAAUGAUAAUAUCUCAUAAAAGAAAAAAAAAGAAAAUGGAAGAGGAACAUAAACGUAUGAGAUUUGACCAAAUUAAAGAACAAAUUAAACCAGUAGUGUCAUCAGGUACUGAGAAAAAGAGAUCAGCAAAUAGUGAUCGACCUCGGUUGAAGCGUACAAAACCUGUCAAACAGCAAACCCAGUCAAUCCAACCACCUCUUCAGUUAGAUAUACAAUCUUCUUUGCAGUUAGAUGUACAAACUCCUGUUAAGCUAGAUGUACAACUCCCUGUCCAUUUAGAUGGAAAAACUCCUGUGAAUUUAACUGUACAACCUCAAGUGCAGUUAGAUGUACAAUCUCAAGUGCAGUUAGAUGAACGGCCUCAAGUGCAGUUAGAUGUACGGCCUCAAGUGCAGUUAGAUGUACAACCUCAUGAACAUUUAGAUGUACAACCUCAAGUGCAGUUAGAUGUAGAACCUCGUGUGCAAUUAGAUAUACAACCUACUAUGCAGCUAGAUGAAUUGCAUGAUAUUUCGUCGAAGAAAGAAGACAGAGCUCUAUCAGAACCAUGUAGUAUUUCAUAUACCAAAGAAGAGAUACUACAAAAUGUAGUUUCACCUAUACUCCUUUCACCAUCUUCACCAUCAAUUUCUAUAUCUAAUAUGGCUGAAGAAGAAUCAAUUAAGACUAAUUUGAAUGCUAUAAAAUUAGACCCUUGUACUCCUAUUCUAACAGAUUUUUUAAAAAUCGAAGAAGAAUUAACAUUAAAUGUUCCUAAUAAAAUGGAACCUAUCAGCUUAACAGCUGAUGAAAUACGUAAAGCAGAAGAAGGUCAAGCUGCAGCAGCCAUGUUAUUAGAGCAAAUGAGUGAUGUUGAAGAAAAGUAUAAUCCACCAUUAAUUCCUUCGCCACCACUUCCAUCACCACCACUUCCGUCACCGCCACCAUCACCACCUCCAUCACCGCCUCCCUCACCACCACCAUCACCAAGACUCUCUUCACCACAACUAUCUGAUAACAUUUUGGAUUCUAAGUUCAGUCCACCUGACUAUAUUCAGAGAGAAUUUCAUCCAGAAGACAUGUUAACUAGUACAGUGCAAACCAUAAACACAGAAUCUCCACCUAGGACAAUACAUUCUUGUUUACGCUCUCUAACUCCAAGUGAUUACGGUUCUAAACAGCUAUCAUUAUCACCAGUGUCUACUCCUAGUAAAGUCAUAACAGAUUCUAAUUAUGUUGGAUCAUUAUCAGAGUUAGAGGGUUUUCAUGUUUUGGAUAUUAAAACUAUGUGUAAUGAGAAUUUAGAUCUGAAGACACCUCAACUAAAGAAGAUAGUUUCUAGUUUCUUUGCACUUAUAAGGGAUAUAAUCUGUGCUAACUGGGAUUACCGUAUGGACAUGACUGCACUAAAUGAACGUGUUCAUGACUGGGUGAAUUCAACAUUUAACAACAGAAAAAAUCCAGAUUGGUACCACAGUUUAACUUUAAAGACUUGGCCUAAAUCACUACAAUCAGCUAUAGGUUUCUUAGCAGGACAUUUCCCUGAGUGGCAACCCGAAGAUUUUGUUCCUUACAUUGAAUAUAAGCCUAGUUUAGAUAUUUAUCAAUGGAUUGGUGCUGGUAGAGAUUCAGACACUCGGCUUGGAGAUUUAUGCAAAUGCUGGUUACAUAAUUUGAAUAACAUUAGUUCAAAAUUGAAAAGUAUCAAAGACGAUGUGGUUGGUAUUAACAAUGUACCAAUACCAUCUACCACAGAUAUUAUUUCAACAAUUGAAAUGUCUGAAACUGAUACAACAAUUCCUUUACCUUUACCAUUAUUAGACACAUGGAUAGUGACUCCUUCCAGUAUGGAAGAACGUAUAAUUUUUCAGGCUCAAGAAAUGCAACGAUUUUUAAAACCACAUCGUUCUUUUAUUUACCAAAUGCAUGGUUAUGAGUCGGUUGUGGGUCCUGUUCGUGGUAUUUAUAAUUCAUCUAAUAUUCACAAAGCAGCUCGUGGUCAUUCCUUAUUGAUCGAAAAUAGACCGCAUUUCAUAUCAAUAUUGGUAUUAGUACGGGAUGCGACAGCUAGAUUACCAAAUGGAAUGGGAACUCGAAGUGACAUUUGUACCUUACUUAGAGAUUCACAAUACUUGAUGGAAGCAAAUCUUACUGAAUUACAUAAUGCUGUAAGCGGGGCUUUGGAUAGAUUGCAUUAUGAACAUGAUCCUUGUGUUAAAUAUGAUCCAAAACGCAAAAUAUGGAUUUACUUACAUAGAGGGCGAAAAUUAGAAGAAUUUGAACGUUUGCAUUUAGAACAACAAGGUGCAGUGAAGAUGAAAUGUUGGCGAAGAAAUAAAGCACAAAAAAAGACACUAGAACCUAAACGUGCACCUAGUAAAAAAUUAACAUCCAAUGUUCUGUUAGAAUCUUUAUCAAUGUUAGAUUUACCUACAAGUUCAACUUCAGAUUCUAUGCCAAGUUCAAGCACAUCACCUGUGUUGUCUGAUAUGCGUGUCACUCAAGAAAUUAAUAGUAUAGAGCAUUCAAAACAAACAAUAAAAACACCUCGGGUUACUAAAAAUCGAAAAGUACCUGCACAGACUAUGCAAAUGACUGAUAAUGCAGUUGAGCUAAACCUAGAAUGUCCAACACUAAUUGAUCAAAAUAGUAUUGUCUCUUCCCAAAUAUUUUCUAUGCCUGUUUCAAGCCAUAUUUCAACAGUUACAGCUAGUAAUAGCUCAAUUAUUACUUCUAGUAAUAUUCCCAAUCAAUCAUUUUCCAGCAAUAUUACUAACCAAUCAAUAAUUAGUAGUAAUAGUCAGUCAAUUGCUAAUAGUUUCACCUGCCAAUCAAUAGCCAGUAAUGUAAAUAGUCAAUCAAUUUCUGGUAACAUUUUAAGUCAGUCAAAGGCUGGUAACAGCCUAAAAGUAGUUAACAGUCAAGUAUCCAAUAGUGGACAAAUGAUUAACAUUUCCCAAACUAUGAACAGCAACAAUCAAGCAUUUAUCAAUAACAAUGCAAUGGUUGUUAACAAUAUUUCCUCAAAUAAACAAAUGAUAUCAUCUGGAGAUCUUAUAACAAUUGGCCCUAGGAAGAAAACAAAACAUGUUCAAAUUGCUCAACCAGUUUCUAUUGGACAAUCUUCUGGUCUUACAAAUUAUCAACAUGAUCAUCAUCUUAAUAUAACAAAACCACCUCAAAUCAAAGAACAUCAACGCCAGAUAUUAGUUUUAAAACAAAAGCGAUCUGAUCAUUCAGUUUCUAGUUCUGAACAAAAUACAACUCUUGUUAACCAAACAGAUACUGUAAAACCACAAACUGUUCAACAUUUUAUUCAACUUCAGCACCAACAAAAAUUGCAGAAACAACAACAAAUGCAACUGCAACUCUUGCAGCAUAAACAAAUUCAGCAACAAAACAAACAGCAAGUCAUUAUCAGAAAGACUGAUGGGGAUGACAAGACAGAAGGAGGAGAUACUGAACAGCCUCAAGUUAUAUUCUUAAAACAGGGUCCAAGAAAUGUCCAACAACAAGAGACACAACAGAUAACACAGCAGCAAUUACAACAAUUAUUGAUGCUGAGGCCACAACAACAGACAGGGCAACAGGCUCAGGUUGUCAUGGUUAAACAACAAGGAAAUGAUCAGAAACCUAUUGCACUUAAGCCAAUAUUGACAUCAAUCCGUGGAACAAAAAUACAACAAAAUCCAGCAAAAACUGCUAAUUUGUUAGUGCAAGCAAAACAAGCCACUCAAAAUGUACAACGAAAAAUUACUAAGCCUCUUGUUGGCCAGUUUAUGUCCAAUCAAAGAGCACAAUUACCCGUUGAUUCAGUUCUUGCAAAUAGAAAAUUAUCUGGUGUUCCAGGUACUCCAUUACGAUUUUCUGGAGUACAAACUUCUAAGAGUGGUCAACCACACUAUACAGUGGUAACUGUUGCUCAACCUAAACUUAUGCCAUCAAAUCAACCAAAUAUUGGACAGAAAACACCUACUCGGAUAUCAACUAUAAAUGAUCGUUUAAAAUCUGGGGAUACAAAUCAACCACAAACUGUACGUGUGGUUCAGUCUCAAAUUGGCGGAAAACCUUUAUUAGUCACUAAUAAAGCACAAAUUUCAUCAGCUCUUACGGGUAUAUCAACAUCAUCAGCAGUAGUUAGUUCUACCGCCAACACUUACACUGUGGUGCAGCAAGGUUCUCAACAAAUACUUGUGCCUGCAAGUUCUUUGAAAUCUUUUCAAGGACUAAAAGUUAUACCAUUAUCACAACACAAUAUUAAAGGACGAUCACAAAUGUUUGCUCGAAUAUUAAAUUCUGACAGUGUGAGACCUGUGUUCAUUCAUCAACAGUCUAAUCAAGACACUUGCAGCCAAGGGCCUACUGAAUCAAAUACUUAA